GCAUAUAUUUAUUUAUUUAUUUUAGACAGAGUCUUACUCUGUCACCCAGGCUGGAGUGCAGAGGUGAGCUCUCGGCUCAUUGCAACCUCCACCUCCCAGAUUCAAGCAAUUCUCCUGCCUCAGCCUCCUGAGUAGCUGGGACUACAGGCACCCGCCACCACACCAGCCUCAUUUUUGUAUUUUUAGUAGAGAUGGGGUUUCACCAUGUUGGCCAGGCUGGUCUUGAACUCCUGACUUCAAGUGAUCAACCUGCCUCGGCCUCCCAAAGUGCUGGGAUUACAGGUGUGAGCCACUGUGCCCGGCCUCUUUUGUGUAUUUUAAGAAGUGGGCUAUUUUCUUAUUACUCAGUUGUAAGCGUCACUUACGUGUCUGGAUACAAGUCCUGUAUCAGAUACAAGGAAUAUGAAUGUUUCCUCCCAGGUGUGGCAUUUUGUUUGCUUCCUGUGUCACUGGACACAGAUCUACAAGUUUGACAGGGUUAGCUUUUAGUUUGAGUCUCAAAUUAGUGUUUGUGAAAGGGACGUGAUAAAGUCUGAUGUUCAUCUUCCCCUGUGGAUAUCCAGCUGUUCUUGAACUAUGUGAUCUAGAGACCACCCUUUCCCCAACUGAAUUACGUGGACACCCUUGUUGGAAAUCUGUGGUCCAUGUGGGUGGUCCUAUUGCCGGACUCCACCAGCUUCCCUUGGUCUCCAUAUCUCUGAGCUCUCCGACGUCACUCUUCUUAGUCACAAUUGUUCUGGCUAUUGUAAGUCUUUUGCAUUUCCAUCUCAAUUCUGAAUCAACAUCUCAAUUUCUAAAAAAUAAGCCUGUGAGAUCUCUGUUGGAUUGCACUGAAUCUAUGGAUCAAUUUGGGGAGAAUGUUCACCUUAAUAAUGAGCCUUCCAAUUGUCAAUGAAAAGAGUCAAACUAUGUAAAAUAUAUGAAGAGAUUUAUGCUGAGCCAAAUAUGAGUGACCAUGACCCUUGACGCAGCCCUCAGGAGAUCCUAAAACAUGCGUCCAAGGUGACUGGGCACAGCCUGGUCUCAUACAUUUAAGGGAACAUGAGACACCAAUCAAAUACACGUAAGAUAUACACUGCUCUGGUGUGGAAAGGUGGGACAACCUGGUGGGGGCUGGCUUCCAGGUUACAGGUAAAGCUAAACAUGUCGGGAUUGGCAAUUGGUUGAAAGAGUUAUUAUCAAUAGAAAGGAAUGUCUAGGUUACAGUAAGGGGUUGUGGAGAUCAAAGUUUUAGCAGCAGAUGAAGUCUCUGGGUCGCAGGCUUCAAAGACUAGAUUCUAAAUGAUUCUUAUCAGACUUAAGGUCUGUGUUGACGUUGAAAGUUGGUCAGCUUUCCCUGAAUUCCAAAAGGGGGUCAGGUAUAAUGACGAGUAUCCAUCCCUCCCUUCCCCUCAUGGCCUGAACCAGUUUUUCAGGUUAACUUUGGAAUGCCCUUACCCAGAGGAGUGGUCUGUUCAGAGGGUUGGGGGCUUAGAAGUUUAUUUUUGGUUUACACAAUCCAUGAACAAGGUCUGUCUCCCCCAUUUAUUUAGCUCUUCACUAAUUUCUCUCAGUAAUGUUCUGCAGCUUUCGGUAUAGAGAACUUACACAUUUUUCAUUAAAUGCAUUCUUAGAUAUUUUCUGAUUUUCAUUGGCGUUGUAAAUGCUGUUUUUCAAAUUCUGUCUUCCAAUUAUUUGUUGCUAGAUUAUAGAAGCACAAUUACUUUUGUAUAUAGACUUAGUAUCUCAUGACCUUGCUAAAUGCCCUUAUUAUUUCUAGUAUUUUUGAUAACCUGUUAGGAUUUCCUGCCCUGACAAUUGCAUCAUCUGUGAACAGAGACUCUGCCGCUUCCUUCCCAAUCAUUUUGUCUUCUAACGUCAUGCUUAGGUUUCUCGGAUAGCUUGCUUGCAACCAAGAUGCAUGCCUGUGAUUGUGGCGGAGCUUGAUGCAAACCUCCUCCGACCCCAGGAUGUUCCUGUAGCCGGACAUCACUCCACCUGUGGGCAGGAGGGUUAUCACCUCCAAGUUCUGGAAAUGAGGACCAGGCAGUGUAGGCUUCAAACUCCACCUUGCAGUGGCCAGAUUUCCACUGGUUAUUUUAAUGUUUUUCGAACACUCUUUUGUUAGAUGACAUUAUUCUAAACAGCUGCCUGUGAUUCCAGAGGUUCAAACCUCCCCCUUUCCCUAGUAAAGAUGGGCUAUUUAAGCAUGAUUUUGUGAAAGUCUGGCUGUAGGGAGACUUGGGGGCAUCGGGAUUCAGUGUUCUGCUGCUGGGCCAGGCAGGGCUCAACUGAGAGGGGCUGGGCCUGCUGGGGCCGCUGUCCGGGGCCUCAGUGGGGCUCGGAAUUCAACUCCAUGCCCAGAGGACCAGGUGGGACACCCUUCCAGGGAAGAAGUGUGGCAGGCACAGGCCCAGGUUAGCCCCACUGCUGUGACAGGCUGUGACAGGCUGUGAGGGACCUGCGCUCACUUGGGGGAUGCGGAAGCCAGGAGCUCCGGGGCUCCAGGCAGGCCAGGGACAACGCUUCUUCCUCUGGGCUUUGCUUCUCCGCUCAGCCGCCACAGGGCUUCUGGCUUCACAGAGAAGGUGCUGAGGACGGUGGCCCGGCUCAGCCUCUGAGAGGAUGGGGGCCACAGCUGCAGGCAGGCCUGGGCUUGGGGCUAGUGCUGGGAGGCCUGACACAGGGGCAUCCAUGUCAGUCCCCCUUCUCCAGACCUUUGGGCCCCUAGGCCCUUGUGAUGGGCCACCCCUGGCCGCUGGGAGUGUUAGGAGGUCAGCUCGUGGAAAAAGUGGGGGCGAAGGCCUGGCGGGAGUGGGGGCUGGAGAGAGGGGCAGCUGCAGCAGAGACCCACUGGCCAGCAAGCGAGGCAAGGCAUUUACAGGGCACACUGCACCUCUACCAAGCAGAUUCAGAUGGGAGCAGAAGCGCCUGUCAUUCAGCAAGGUGAGACUGGGGAGACGUCUGGAAGUGCGGGAGGAAAAACUGGCUGAGGCCAUGUGCAGGCCAGUUCACUGCACAUGCUGGGGCGUGGCAGGCCGGUCCGCGCCCGUCUUCCUGCAUAUGGGGUGCCGUGUGCAAGGAGCAUGCAUGUGUAUGUCUCUGUAUCUCUGUAUGUCUGUGUCAUGUGUAUGUCUGUAUGUUUACGUCUCUGUAUCUGUGCAUAUGUCUUGGUGGUGUCUGUACGUGUGUGUAUGUAUGGGGAGGGCUGUUUUUGUGUUGCUAUAAAGGAACACAGAGACUGGGUAUCAUAAAGAAAAUAGGUGUAAUUGGCUUACGGUUCUGCAGGCUGUACAGGAAGCAUGGUGCCAGCAUCUGCUCCUGGUGAGGCCUCAGGAAGCUUCCACUCAUGGUGGAAGGUGACGGGGAGCCAGCGUCACAUAGCAAGAGUGGGAGGAGGGGAGGGCAAGGGGGGGAUCCCGGACUCUUUUAAACAACCUGCUUUUGAGUGAGCUAACUGAACAAGAACUCACUCAUCACCAAGGUGAUGGUGCUAAGCCAUUCAUGAGGGAUCCGUCCUCAUGAUCCAACACCUCCCGCCAGGCCCCACUUCCAACACUGGGAAUCACAUUCCAACAUGAGAUUCGGAGGGGACAGAGAAUCCAAACCACAUCAGUGUGUGUGCAUGUGUCUGCGCAUGUCUGUGUCCAUCUGCAUGUGCACGUCUCUGCACGUCUGCGUGGAUCCGUGUGUCUCUGUGCAUGUGUGUCCAUGUAUUAGCAUUUGGUCCAAGCCUUGCUUCCAGAGCCACAGCCACCACAACAGCACCAGCUGAGGGAAAGGGCUGCUCGAAUGCCACUGCCUCCCUAUGCUGACGGGGACCUUAACCACAGGGACAGCCCUGUGUCUCUCCAGCCAAGGCAGAGGACUGGCCGGUUGGUCUCAGAAGGCAGUGGGUGGGCAGGGUCCUCAUUCUCUGGCAGAGAUUUCUUGGGCCUGGACUAUGGGUGCUAAGGCUGCUGGGGAGUGGGGGCCCAGGAGCUGGGGAUGGGGCAUUGCUGUGGGGUGGGCUGCAGAGCCCACCUGAGCCCCUCCAGGAGGGGAAGGGGUCUCUGCGGCCUGCAGCCCCCAGACAUCACUGUAUAUGGCUGCAGCCUACAGGCUGGAGGGCUGGGAUCCACACUGCUGGGCCCCUGCUGAUCCCUCCAACCCAGGGCUUCUCCCAGGGACCAGCUCUCCCUCCCAUCCCUGACGCUCAGGCACUUAACUAUUUGACAAACCGAUGAUGAAACACGUAAGGACGGGGACCGCUGGAGGCUCCUGAGGGCCCAAGCACAGGAUCCAUUCCCAGAUGCCAGUGUCACUCCCAAGUCACCUGCGUUUGUAAGUCUCUAUUUUGGGUGGAGCCCUCUGGAAGCCCACGCCCCACUGUCUGUGGCCACUCCUCGCAGUCCUCAAUGGAGGUUUCUGUAAGUUCUUCACGAGUCUCCUGGCUCUUUCCUCAGAGCAGCUGCCUCCAGAUUACAACUGCCAAGUGCUGUUGGUGGCGGAAGCCCUACCUCCCCACUCCGAAGCAGCUCCUGCAGGAAACCUGGGCCUUGUGUGGCUGGGGAACUCCCAGGACUCCUGCCACGCAGGGGGACCCGAGGGCAGCUUGGGCAGGCCCCUCGCGGGCAGCGGCGGGUUCGCUUGGCUCCACCUGGCCGGAGAGACAGGCACAGCGUCACCUUCGUCCCCUCCGGAGCUGCACGUGGCCUGAGCAGCAUGGUGCCCUCCAGCCCAGCGGUGGAGAAACAGGUGCCCGUGGAACCUGGGCCUGACCCCGAGCUCCGGUCCUGGCGGCGCCUCGUGUGCUACCUUUGCUUCUACGGCUUCAUGGCGCAGAUACGGCCAGGGGAGAGCUUCAUCACCCCCUACCUCCUGGGGCCCGACAAGAACUUCACGCGGGAGCAGGUCACGAACGAGAUCACGCCGGUGCUGUCGUACUCCUACCUGGCCGUGCUGGUGCCCGUGUUCCUGCUCACCGACUACCUGCGCUACACGCCGGUGCUGCUGCUGCAGGGGCUCAGCUUCGUGUCGGUGUGGCUGCUGCUGCUGCUGGGCCACUCGGUGGCGCACAUGCAGCUCAUGGAGCUCUUCUACAGCGUCACCAUGGCCGCGCGCAUCGCCUAUUCCUCCUACAUCUUCUCUCUCGUGCGGCCCGCGCGCUACCAGCGUGUGGCCGGCUACUCGCGUGCUGCGGUGCUGCUGGGCGUGUUCACCAGCUCCGUGCUGGGCCAGCUGCUGGUCACCGUGGGCCGAGUCUCCUUCUCCACGCUCAACUACAUCUCGCUGGCCUUCCUCACCUUCAGCGUGGUCCUCGCCCUCUUCCUGAAGCGCCCCAAGCGCAGCCUCUUCUUCAACCGCGACGACCGGGGGCGGUGCGAAACCUCGGCUUCGGAGCUGGAGCGCAUGAAUCCCGGGGGCGGGAAGCUGGGACACGCCCUGCGGGUGGCCUGUGGGGACUCAGUGCUGGCGCGGAUGCUGCGGGAGCUGGGGGACAGCCUGCGGCGGCCGCAGCUGCGCCUGUGGUCCCUCUGGUGGGUCUUCAACUCGGCCGGCUACUACCUGGUGGUCUACUACGUGCACAUCCUGUGGAACGAGGUGGACCCCACCACCAACAGUGCGCGGGUCUACAACGGCGCGGCAGAUGCUGCCUCCACGCUGCUGGGCGCCAUCACGUCCUUCGCCGCGGGCUUCGUGAAGAUCCGCUGGGCGCGCUGGUCCAAGCUGCUCAUCGCGGGCGUCACGGCCACGCAGGCGGGGCUGGUCUUCCUUCUGGCGCACACGCGCCACCCGAAUAGCAUCUGGCUGUGCUACGCGGCCUUCGUGCUGUUCCGCGGCUCCUACCAGUUCCUCGUGCCCAUCGCCACCUUUCAGAUUGCAUCUUCUCUGUCUAAAGAGCUCUGUGCCCUGGUCUUCGGGGUCAACACAUUCUUUGCCACCAUCGUCAAGACCAUCAUCACUUUCAUUGUCUCGGACGUGCGGGGCCUGGGCCUCCCGGUCCGCAAGCAGUUCCAGUUAUACUCCGUGUACUUCCUGAUCCUGUCCGUCAUCUACUUCUUGGGGGCCAUGCUAGAUGGCCUGCGGCACUGCCAGCGGGGCCACCACCCACGGCAGCCCCCGGCCCAGGGCCUGAGGAGUGCCGCGGAGGAGAAGGCAGCACAGGCACUGAGCGUGCAGGACAAGGGCCUCGGAGGCCUGCAGCCAGCCCAGAGCCCGCUGCUUUCCCCAGAAGACAGCCUGGGGGCUGUGGGGCCAGCCUCCCUGGAGCAGAGACAGAGCGACCCAUACCUGGCCCCGGCCCCGGCCCCGCAGGCAGCCGAAUUCCUGAGCCCAGUGACAACCCCUUCCCCCUGCACUCUGUGCUCCGCCCAAGCCUCAGGCCCUGAGGCUGCAGAUGAGACUUGUCCCCAGCUGGCUGUCCAUUCUCCUGGUGUCAGCAAGCUGGGUUUGCAGUGUCUUCCAAGCGACGGUGUUCAGAAUGUGAACCAGUGACUCUCAGGCGCCCCUGUGGUAACUUUGCAGGUGGCCCUCGGUGCAUCCCCAUGACCCCUGCCUCGAGGGCCGCCUGCCUUAGCAAUGGGGGCCUCCGCUUAUACUGCUAGCAGGCCCCCUAGGAUUCCCUCUGCCCUGUGCCGCACUCUGGCGGUGGCCACAGCGUGCUGGCGACACUCAGGGCAGCUGCCUGGCCAUGCUGUCCCUGCGCUGUGCCCCGCGGGCUUUGGUUGCUGGAAGAGGUGGGUGGUGGGCUUCUGCGUCCACCAGGCCUCACUGGCUCAUGCCCCUUGGGGGGCUUGAGACAAAUCCUUUCUGCCCCCCAGGGCUAGUGAAGUGGCCUUAGAUACCAGCUCAGGGGACACUGGCCCCACAGGAGUUGUGAGCCCUCUAGGACAGGGUGGGAGCCGGGACCCUCAGGUGUAGCUGAGCUGUGACAUUGCUGGUGAUCCUUGGUGCUCUUGCUUUUUUGAAAGAUGCUUUUUUUAACUGACGUAGAAUGAAGAACUGCAUGUGGCUUCUCUGUCUCUGUGGAAAAGCCAUCUCAGGUUGGCGGCAGACACAUUGUCAUCAGAGGGGAGCAGCGGCUCUGGUCCUCGGAGCUGGUUCCUCUCUCCCACCCUAAGGGCAGCCCUCCAUGGUCCUGUCUGUCCUUCUGAAGUGUGUCCAUCCUGACCUGCGGGUCCUCAGCUGCUCCCACACUUGUGCCAGCCCGGAGAGGACUGGUCCCGGUCACCGCGGACGUGCUGGCCUUGGUAUGUGCCAGGCUUGCCUGGGCUGGGCAGCCUUGGGGGGGCUGCAGGUGGUGGGCGCUGGGGAAGUACGUCCCAGUGGCCUCAGGGUCUGAGGAGCGCUAGUGCCUUGCCCACAGGUGCGGGACCAUCUGAUGUGAUGUGAAUACUCUCCCCACAUACAUUAAACACACUUAAGUGAGUGUG
Messenger RNA from Pan troglodytes (chimpanzee), 7394 nucleotides. It is a transcript of the gene SLC19A1, whose product is annotated as solute carrier family 19 member 1. The transcript is spliced from 6 exons. NCBI's taxonomy places the organism in Eukaryota, Metazoa, Chordata, Mammalia, Primates, Hominidae. The record is from RefSeq and is a predicted model, not a curated record. Gene Ontology annotation, biological process: methotrexate transport; folate transmembrane transport. Bases 4684 to 6456 code for a protein of 590 amino acids. Gene Ontology annotation, cellular component: basolateral plasma membrane; plasma membrane; apical plasma membrane. Gene Ontology annotation, molecular function: folate:monoatomic anion antiporter activity; methotrexate transmembrane transporter activity; folic acid binding.